AUGAAGAAGACAAGCAUUGCAUUCGAAAUGUUCUCAACUAACACCAAGAGUGAAAAGGACUCAAUGUUCGACCAGCAGAUCCCGGAGCUGGAAGAGGUAUUGGGUCCCGGUUCCACUUGCACAAAGCUGCCUUGCACACUUGUGUGGACAGAUGUAACAGUACAUACAAAACUAAAAGAUGGAAAAAUAAAGAGAUUAGUUAAUAGUGUGAGUGGCAUCGCAAAACCCGGUACCAUGACGGCUCUGAUGGGUCCUAGUGGUGCAGGGAAGACCACACUUAUGACCGCAAUAGCACACCGAAGUCCAGUUGGAACUAUAGUAGACGGCAAUAUUAUUAUGAACGGAACACCUGUAGGCGACUUUAUGCACCAAGAGAGCGGUUACAUGCACCAAGAUGAUUUGUUCGUUAACAACUUAACUGUCAAUGAACACCUCACCAUAAUGGCUCGACUUCGCAUGGACAGUAGAACGUCGUACUUAGCUCGUAAACGAAGAGUGAAUCAACUACUUCGACAGCUGUGUCUGUAUAGAUCCAGGUUUACACAAAUCGGCGGACUAGAUGGUAAAAAAACGUUGUCAGGAGGAGAAAGGAAGAGACUGGCUUUUGCGACAGAGCUUCUAACAGACCCUGGCCUUCUAUUCUGUGAUGAACCCACCACCGGCCUGGAUUCGUCAUCAGCUCAGCAGAUGAUGAGUCUCCUCCGUUCUAAUGCUGCUCAGGGCAAAACGGUUAUAUGUACAAUACAUCAACCGAAUACGGAGUUAAUGGCCCAGUUUGAUAAAUUAGUUCUCCUGGCUGAAGGUCGGGUCGCCUUCGCAGGAACUGCUAACCAAGCUCUAACGUUCUUCGAAAGUCUCGGUUACCACUGCCCAAUAACCUACAAUCCCACGGACUACUUCAUCAAGGUUCUUUCCAUAACUCCAGGCUUCGAGACAGCCUCUCGCAAUGCGAUCAAGAGCGUUUGCGACAGGUUUGCUGUCAGCGAUCCAGCCAAAGAACUAGAUAUGGAAAUACAAUUGGAGUUCCAUUUAAUGGACAGCUUGGACUCGACGAAUGCGGUAUCCCCCCGUGAUGAACACGAUACGUUGCAAGCUCCUUCGUUCCUAACAAAGUUGCUUUGGCUGAUCUAUAGAUAUCUAAUAAUAAUCAUCCGGGACCCGAGAGUUCAGUUAGUCCGAAUUCUACAGAAAUUUGCAAUAGCCGUAACAGCUGGCCUUUGUUUUAUGGGCACAGCAAACCACACUCAAACAGGCAUACAGGACGUGCAAGGAGCGCUCUUCAUCAUCAUCGCUGAGAACACCUUCAUUCCUAUGUACUCUGUGCUGCAUAUGUUUCCCGAAGAGUUCCCUCUGCUUAACAGGGAGUUGAAGGCUGGACUGUACUCAGCAACUGUGUACUACCUGGCCAGAAUGAUUGCUUUGUUACCAGGCCUGCUAAUAGAACCGACACUUUUCACCCUGGUGGUGUACUUUUUAGCUGGACUACGAGGUUCGGUAUACGCGUUUUGCUUUACCGUGUUUCUUGCGACAUUGGUACUCAACGUUGCUAUAGCGUGUGGUUCCUUCUUCUCGUGUGCAUUUGGUUCGAUGCCGCUAGCCAUCGCGUACCUGGUGCCGUUUGACUACGCAUUGAUGAUAACAUCUGGAAUAUUUGUCAAAUUGAGUUCCAUACCCAAGUACGUAUCCUGGAUCCGUUAUAUGUCCUGGUUGAUGUACUCCAAUGAAGCAAUGAGCAUAAUUCAGUGGAAUGGAAUCCAAAAUAUAACAUGUACGACAGAUCGUCCCGACAUACCCUGUCUCGACAGCGGCGAUCAAGUUCUCGACACAUACGACUUUGUACCCAGCAACCUUUGGAAUGACGUCUUAGCUCUCUUUGGUUUAUACCUAUUAUUCCAUAGUCUAGCACUUAUAGCUCUGAGAUAUAGAACUAGGCGAAAAUAA
This is a messenger RNA of Arctia plantaginis, 1941 nucleotides long. Lineage: Eukaryota; Metazoa; Arthropoda; Insecta; Lepidoptera; Erebidae. The record is from the annotation of a GenBank genome assembly.